This is a messenger RNA of Orbicella faveolata, 2533 nucleotides long. RefSeq names its product protein DENND6A-like. Gene Ontology annotation, cellular component: recycling endosome. NCBI's taxonomy places the organism in Eukaryota, Metazoa, Cnidaria, Anthozoa, Scleractinia, Merulinidae. The record is from RefSeq and is a predicted model, not a curated record. Gene Ontology annotation, molecular function: guanyl-nucleotide exchange factor activity.
AUUUUGUCUUUUAGUCUCCUGAUUCUAUCACCCCUUGACCGGAUGAGUCAAUUUUUGAAAUCUCCAUUUCUGAGCCCAGAUGAACAUGAGGUUGUUCAAAUUAAAUGUUAAAUUAUAACUCUGAAUUUUGUUUUUUUUGUGUGUUUCACAGGAUGCAUGGGAGAUACCCAGUUUCAUUUUCGUAUCAGGUGUAGUCCUCGCAGUUGUCAAAAAAGCCAUCUUGUGAAGAGAUAUGAAGAUGAGGUCCCUUUAGCAUACAGGAGUGAUCCUGCCCACUUUUAUGGCUUUGCUUAUUUCCGUCAAGUUAAAGAUCCUAGUAUUCAGAGGGGAUAUUUUCAGAAGUCAGUCGUGCUAGUUUCAAGGCUACCAUAUGUCAACUUGUUUUCCGAGGUGGUAAGUAACAAAUCAGUAAUUAAAUAUUUCAGCGUUCGAGUUCCAUCCAGAGGAGACAAACCAGGAGCAGUGUCAUCACCAGACAAUCCUCUUGUUGCUCACAUUGUGCCUCAAAUGCCCUCUCCUAAAGUCAUUCCAACUUUGAAGGAUCCAGACAUCUUUAGAUGCUUACAAUCAGUUCUUCCUCACAUUCAUCUCUUAUGGGAAUUAGCACUUACUAAUGAGCCAAUUGUUGUCAUGGCACCUUCUCCUACAAUCUGUUCUGAGACUGUCCAAGCUCUUGCAAGUUUGAUCUCUCCAUUACACUACUGCUCCGACUACAGACCUUUCUUCACAAUCCAUGAUACAGAGUUUAAAGAAUACACAACAAGAACACAAGCUCCGCCUGGCGUAAUUCUUGGUGUUACAAAUCCCUUCUUUGCUAAGACUCUUCAACACUGGCCACACAUGGUGAGAAUAGGAGAAAUGUCUAAUCUUGUCAUAUCAUCUAGAAAGUCUCCUGGUGUUGGCCAAAAUGCUAAAAGGACACUAUCUUCAAAGCCAGGCAUCUAUACAAAGUACAAGCAACUGCUCACAAAGGAUAAACUUAUUUUUAGAAGAUUAAGCAAGGUGUGUAUAUUUGUUCUCUUCUUCAAUUGCCUCCGAUGUGUAGGCCUUCCCGCAUAUUUUUCUUGUGAUAAAAUCAUAAAUAACUCUCUCUGUAGCGAUUUGACACAGAAAAUUUGGAACUUGACCUCCACGUUGUAUUGUUACCAUAGGAAAUUCUUCAAAUCUGCAAACUUUGAAGGUUGGUUACGACAUCGGCAACAAGAGAUAAGACAGAAGCUGGAAAUUCUUCAUUUGGAAGCUCUUGGAAAGGCUGAUGUUCCUCGUUGGAUCAGAGACAAGCAGGAGGUGGAGAUCGUUGAUUUGUUCUUGCAGAUCAAAGAGAAGCUGGCUGGUUCGGCGUCUUUCUACCCUCCCGUGAGCCUUGAAAUCAAACAACAGCUGAAAGGACACCUAUUGUCCAUUAUUAGAACUCUUCCGGAAGAUCUUCAGUUUGUUUUAAAGAAUAGUUGACAGAGAAGCGGUGGUUUGUAUGAAGAGUGAGUCUUGCGGUUGGUCGAAGAUUCUCCGUCCCUUCGCUUCUUGUGGCUGGAGUAAGAUUGGCUUUAAACGUCUCGACCAUCGUCAUUUUUACGAUGAGAUAUAAAGGCAAGUGGGAUCGCUUAGGAGUGCCGCUAUCGACAUGGCGUGAAAUUUGGUGUCAUUGGGCGCAAACGUAUUUCAGUUCUCGUUAAGUUUGCCUUUCCUAUGGACAGGCUGUUACAGUGCGACCACUGGAACCGGGCCACCAAGAAGAAAACUAACCAAUUAAAACAUAAACUGAGAACAAUGGACUGAUAGCUUCUCGUGACGGCAAGUAACGGUUUGUUUGGAGUGACGAUGUAAACACUAUCGACUCCCCUGCAUGUCUCAUUCGAAAAAUUUAGCUUGAAAACUCAUUUUGCGACAACUAAACCAGAACCGUUGAAAAACGGACAAAAUUUAGGAUCGAAACUAACCAAUCAACAAAUGGCAGAGUUUCUUGAAAGGUUCGUAACACUUUGCACUUUGUUGGGUUUUCAAUUUUGUUAAGAUCUGUUGUUCGUGUUCUUCGAUGUUAUUGGUUUAUUUGAGGAAAAGAUUGCUAUCCUUUGUUCUCAAGUAACGUUCUGAUUGGUUAACUCUUUUCCAAGUUGCCCGGUUCGAGUAGUCGCACUGUAAUUCACUUGACUGCAGUGAGUGAUGAAUAUCCUCAGGGUAUCAUUUCAAUUGAUGUUUUCUUCAUAUUUUCGUGCUCAAUUUUCCGGCUAAAGAGAGAUCUUAAGAUUAGACCUCAUUCUCACGACGAGGCUUAAAAUUUGUGUAUAGCUUCCCUGAUUGGUCGUUACCUCACUCUCAAGAACUACGUCAUCAGUGUAGAAUUUUUCGAUCUCAAACGUCUCAUAAAAAGCGCGGGAAAACUUCAGCGCGGGAAGGGAGACAUUAUGCAAGUUUCUCCGAUCCAAUCCUGUAGACAAGUUGGAUUGUGACGCAACACCCCUCUUGCAAAGAGGACUACGAUUUUAGUUUUCCAUCAAGGUAUAACUAAAAGAUUGGUCGUACAAGCCAUUUAUAU